Molecule: messenger RNA, 1086 nt
Organism: Rhopalosiphum padi (bird cherry-oat aphid)
Lineage: Eukaryota; Metazoa; Arthropoda; Insecta; Hemiptera; Aphididae
Source: RefSeq, a predicted model, not a curated record
AUGCGUUCUGACCAAGUUUCUAUUUUAAGGAGCACAAUAACAAAUUUUAAUGAAACCAUAACAACAUUUAAUGACAAUAAAUUAUUAUUUGAUAAAAAUAUGAAAAAAAUUGAAAACACUAUUAACACCAUGAGUAUUGAAUUAGCAGACGAAAAUAAACAAAUUAUUAUUCUAAGAUUAAUAUCCCUGAUUGAAAAUAAUAUUAGUGAAUUAGAUAUAUUUGUAACGAGGUUACAAAGAAUAAUUUCAAACGUUCAAACGAAUAAAUUGGAUGUUUUUAUAAUUACACCAGAUCAGUUUUUGUCGGAAAUAAAACGAAUGGAAAAUAUCCUGCCGGAAAAUUUACAAUUCCCUAUAAAAUUUAAUGAAGAUAAUAUACAAGAAAUAUACAAAAUAUUACACAUAGACCUUCACCCAAUGAACGAUAGACUAAAAUUUUCAAUAAAAAUUCCAUUAUGUAUCAUCGACAUUUUCAAAUUAUAUUAUAUUCUACCGAUAUAUAUUCCAAUCAAUGAAUUAGGACAAUUUAUACAUAUGACUGAAAAUCCAAUGUACUUAAUAACAGACGAUUUGGUGACAAAUUAUUUUAUUUGGUCAAAUAUCAAUAACUGUGUAAAAGUUGCUAACACUUUUGUUUGUGGUUUUAAUGAAAUCAUACACAAUAGUGUUACUGAUCCCACUUGUGUAACAGAAAUAUUAAAAAAUUCUAUAGCCAAACCUACCCAAUGUGAUACUUAUAUCACUGAAUUUAAAAAAGAGUUAUGGUACCCAUCAUAUUUCAAAAAUAAUUGGUACUUUGUAUGUGUAAAGCCUACUAUAAUCACGAUAAUUUGUAAUAAACGAUCUUUUAUUCAUAGGCUAACAUUAAAAAGUUCUGGUAAAUUAUUCCUGAAAGCUGGUUGUCUUGCUCAAACACAGGGCGUUAUAAUAACAGAACAAAUAUUAGAAUCGUCAUUUGUAACACAACCUUUAGAGUUAAGCCUUUUAAAUGAUUCGUGCUGUAAUAUUGCAGUUAAUCGACUAUAUCCGAAACCCAUUCAUUUAGAUGAAAUUAAAAAUUUGAUAAAGAGUCUUUCGAUAAAAUAA